Messenger RNA from Hansenula anomala, 1635 nucleotides. It is a transcript of the gene IDH1, whose product is annotated as isocitrate dehydrogenase (NAD(+)) IDH1. The transcript has a single exon. Gene Ontology annotation, molecular function: isocitrate dehydrogenase (NAD+) activity. The record is from RefSeq and is a predicted model, not a curated record. The coding region runs from base 47 to 1141 and encodes 364 amino acids. Gene Ontology annotation, cellular component: mitochondrion. Gene Ontology annotation, biological process: isocitrate metabolic process; tricarboxylic acid cycle. Lineage: Eukaryota; Fungi; Ascomycota; Saccharomycetes; Phaffomycetales; Wickerhamomycetaceae.
GUCAGGAACAUCCCACAACUCUUCACACAUCUUCAUCAUCAUCACAAUGCUAAGAGCCGGUUUCAAAUCUCAAUCAAGAAGAACAUUCGCUACCGCGGUUUCUGACUCCCUAUUGCCAAAGAAAUACGGUGGUCGUUACACUGUCACUUUGAUUCCAGGUGAUGGUAUUGGUAAAGAAAUCACUGAUUCUGUUGUUGAAAUCUUCAAAAAGGAAAACUUACCAAUUGACUGGGAAACAAUCAAUGUUACCGGUAAAGAAGGUUCAAAGGAAGGUGUCAGAGAAGCUGUUGAAUCAUUGAAAAGAAACAAAGUUGGUUUAAAAGGUAUCUGGAAAACUGAUGCUACCCAAUCUGGUCACGGUUCAUUGAACGUUGCCUUCAGAAAAGAAUUAGAUAUCUAUGCUUCUUUAACUUUGAUUAAAAACAUCCCAGGUGUUAAAACUAGAUUAGAUGGUAUUGAUUUAGUUUUAAUCAGAGAAAACACUGAAGGUGAAUAUUCAGGUUUAGAACAUGAAUCUGUUCCAGGUGUUGUCGAAUCAUUGAAAAUCAUCACUCAAUUCAAAUCAGAAAGAAUUGCUAAAUUUGCUUUUGAUUUUGCUAAAAAAAACAACAGAAAAGAAGUUACUGCUGUUCAUAAAGCUAACAUUAUGAAAUUGGCUGAUGGUUUAUUCAGAUCAACUGUUAAAACUAUCGGUGCUGAACAAUACCCAGACAUCAAUGUUAAAGAUAUCAUUGUUGAUAACGCUUCUAUGCAAGCUGUUUCAAACCCACAACAAUUUGAUGUUUUAGUCACUCCAAACUUAUAUGGUGCUAUUUUAUCAAACAUUGGUACUGCUUUAGUUGGUGGUCCAGGUUUAGUUCCAGGUGCCAACUACGGUAGAGAAUACGCUGUUUUCGAACCAGGUUCAAGACACGUUGGUUUAGACAUCCAAGGUAAAGGUGUUGCUAACCCAACUGCUAUGAUUUUAUCAUCAGCUUUAUUAUUAAGACAUUUAGGUUUAGAUUCAAGUGCUGAUAGAAUUUCAAAAGCUGUUUACAAAGUUAUCCAAGAAGGUAAAAACACUACUAAAGAUAUUGGUGGUAAUGCUUCAACUCAAGAAUUUACCAAAGCAGUUAUCGAUGAAUUAGCUGCUACUGCUUAAAUUAUAUCAUGACUAACUAAUAUAUUAUUGUUUUUAUUAUUAUUAUAGUUUUUAUUAUUAUUCUUCACAAUUCUUAACUUAUUACAUUUAACAUUAUCAGAUUUUUAUAUAUAGAGUUUUUAUCAAAGGGAUCAAGAAAGUUUUAAUAUUUUCAAGUACAUGAACAGAAAAAUGAAAAAAAAACAUCAGAAAAGUUGAUACAUAUUGGAUAUAAAUUUUUUUUUGCAGGAAAUGAUUGUACAUGACUUUACUUUGGCCUUCGAUACAUCAGGAAAAUAGAAGUGGUCUUGAUGACUACAAAUACAUUUAAAUACUCAUUGAUCACUCAUGUUCUUUGUAUACAGCUUAUUCUUCAUCACUAUCUUCAGCAACUUUCUUCUUCUGCUGUUUUUUAAACUUUUCAAAGACAUAUAUCUUAGCAUUUCUUUCACUUGCAACUUUAGUUGUGUUUUGUUCACUAUUUGUUCUUUUAUGUUCGUAUCCUUCGAAAGCAC